Molecule: messenger RNA, 5237 nt
Organism: Lepisosteus oculatus (spotted gar)
Lineage: Eukaryota; Metazoa; Chordata; Actinopteri; Semionotiformes; Lepisosteidae
Gene: jak3
Product: Janus kinase 3 (a protein tyrosine kinase, leukocyte)
Biological process (GO): cytokine-mediated signaling pathway; cell surface receptor signaling pathway via JAK-STAT; protein phosphorylation
Cellular component (GO): membrane; cytoskeleton; cytosol
Molecular function (GO): non-membrane spanning protein tyrosine kinase activity; growth hormone receptor binding; ATP binding
Source: RefSeq, a predicted model, not a curated record
CUACCCCUUCAGAACACGCAGAUACGCAAAGGAACUCAGACAAUCUACUGACUCUAGCACUAAGCCAAGAGAACUAAAGCUUACAUGGAUUAUCAACAGCUCACCCAGGCUGCCCCAAAGAGAGACGCUCUGUGAGGCCCAGAGCACCCCUGCAGUCUGCUGCAUGGACCUCCAGCAGGAUGCUGAGAACAUGCCCCUAGUGAAUCGGGAAAGAAUGGACAGCCACCGGUCCAGCAGUGGCCCCGGCCUCCAGGUGCACCUGUACCAUAUUCCGGCGGAGAAAGGGGAGUCGGCGCUUUGGUUCCCCGCCGGACAGAUAUCGGCUGAGGAGGUCUGUGUUGCCGCUGCCAAGGAAUGUGGUAUCCUCCCCGUGUAUCACAGUCUCUUUGCCCUGGCUUCUGAAGACUUCUGCUAUUGGUAUCCCCCAAACCAUAUUUUCAGUGUGGACGACUACACAAACCUCACCAUUCACUUCAGAAUCAGGUUUUUUUUCUCCAACUGGUUCGGGCAGGGAAACAGGAAGUCAUAUCGCUAUGGGCUGGCGAAGAAUGGAAUCACAGCGGUUCUGGACUACAGUGUCAUUGACUAUCUCUUUGCUCAGACACGAUGCGAUUUAGUUGCCGGCCAAGCAGGGCUCUCUCCUCCCCUCAGCGCUCAGGAAGAGUGUCUGGGGUUGGCUGUGCUGGACCUGUGGAGACUGGCCAAGGAAAGCAACAAGAGUCUGAAGGAAAUCUGCAAGAAAGUCAGCUAUAAGUCAUGCCUACCAGAAACACACCGGCAAGAGAUCCAGCAGCUGAGCCGUCUGGCUCGGUACCGCAUCCGCAAGACCCUGAAGCGCUUCCUGCGCAGGAUUGGCCGCUGCCCGGUGGGCAGCCACAGCCUGAAGCUGAAGUACCUGAUCGAGCUGGAGGCCGUGGAGCCAUCCUACGGCACGGAGCAGUUCCAGGUCCAGGACCCGGCCUGGACGCAGGAGCCGGAGAGGCCCGUGUUCAAGUUCAUCCAGGUCUCUGGAGAGGGCGGGAUACAGACGAGAGUCAACAACAUUCAGGAAUGGCAGACCUUCUGUGACUUUCCAGAGAUCAUCGACAUCAGCAUCAAGCAGGCCAGGCGUGACCACGUGCCGCUGGAGGGCAGAGUGGUGACCGUGACCAGACAAGACGACAGGUGUCUGGAGGCCGAGUUUCAGUCUCUGACCGAGGCCCUGUCGUUCAUCUCGCUCAUUGAUGGUUACUUCAGGCUGACGACAGACUCCAGCCAUUACUUCUGCGAGGAGGUCGCGCCGCCCAGCUUGCUGCAGGACCUGGAAAGCCGAUGUCAUGGGCCAAUCACGUCAGAAUUUGCCAUCCUCAAGCUGAAGCGAGCUGGGGCACAGGGAGGCAUGUUCCUACUGAGGCACAGUCCCAAAGACUAUGACAAGUACUUCCUCACUGUUUGCAUGGAGACGCCUCUGGGGAUGGACUAUAAGGACUGUCUGAUAGUGAAAGACAAGGACUUCCGUCUCUCUGGUGUUCGGCACUCCUUCUCCACCCUGAAGGAGCUCCUGGCUUUCUGCCAGGGCAGUGAGCUGCUCCUAGCUGAGGUGCCCAUCAAGCUCACCAUGUGCUGCCCUCCUCGCCCUAAAGAGCUCACCAACCUGAACAUUGUGCGCAGCAAUUACUCACAGGAAGCCCUGGCAUCACCCAUCCUGCAGAAACGCAAGGCCAGUCAUGUCCAGUUCCAGAUGAUCAAGUAUGAAGACCUGCAGCUGGGGGAGAGUCUAGGACAAGGUUCCUUUACCAAGAUCUUCAAAGGGACCAAGACUGACAUCCGAGAGGGGGAGAGAUACACGACAGACGUUUUGCUAAAAGUUCUGGAAAAUGCUCACAAAAACUGCUGGGAGUCAUUCUUUGAGGCGGCCAGCCUGAUGAGCCAGCUUUCCCACAAGCACCUGCUCCUGGUCUAUGGGAUUAGCAUCCACGGCACCAAGAACAUCAUCGUGGAAGAGUUUGUGAAGUACGGAGCCCUUGACUUGUUUCUGAAGAAGAGGCAAAGCUCUGUGUCGGUCAGCUGGAAACUUGACGUGGCGAAGCAGCUGGCCUGUGCCCUCAGCUUCCUUGAGGAGAAGAACAUUGUCCAUGGAAAUAUCUGUGCUAAAAACCUGCUCUUGGCGAGAGAAGGCGAUGCCUCUGCUGGCACUGCCCCCUUUAUCAAACUGAGCGAUCCAGGAAUUAGCCUGGCCAUGCUUGGCAGAGACGUGGUGUUGGACAGAAUUCCAUGGGUAGCUCCAGAGGUGUUGGACUCCCCGGAAAGACGGAUGCUCGAGUCCGAUAAGUGGAGUUUUGGGACAACUCUCUGGGAGAUCUUUAACUGCGGGAAAGUGCCACUUCAAGGCCAGAAUCCCCAGCAGAAGCUGCAGUUUUACGAGAGACGGGAGCAGCUGCCUUCCUCGAAGUGGACGGAGCUGGCCGACCUGAUCGCCCCCUGCAUGGACUACCAGCCCUGGCUGCGCCCCUCCUGUCGCUGCAUCAUCCGCCAGCUCAACAGCCUCAUCACUUCGGAUUACGAGCUGCUGUGUGACCCCCGGGCCAGCACGCUGCCAGAGAAAGACGGGUACUGGAGGAGUCUGAGCGCUCCCUACCACCAGGACCCUUCGCUGUAUGAGGAGCGCCACCUGCGUUACAUCUCUCCCCUGGGGAAGGGGAAUUUUGGCAGCGUGGAGCUGUGUCGCUAUGACCCACUGGGUGACAACACCGGGGAGCUGAUAGCAGUGAAGAGGCUUCAGCAGAAUAAGCAGGGCAGCCUGGCCGCCUUCGAGAGAGAGAUCCAGACCAUCAGCUCCCUGCACUGCGACUACAUCGUGAAGUAUAAGGGCAUCUGCUACAGCACCGGUCGGCUCAGCAUGAGCCUGGUAAUGGAGUACCUCCCUCACGGCAGCCUGAUUGGAUACCUGGAGAAGAACCGCCAGCACGUCAACACCAAGAGGCUGCUACUCUUUGCAUCCCAGAUCUGCAAGGGAAUGGAGUACCUGCAAAGCAUGCGAUACGUCCACCGUGAUCUGGCCGCAAGGAACAUUCUGGUGGCGAGUGACACGCUGGUGAAAAUCGCAGACUUUGGGCUCACCAAGUUCAUUCCUCUGAACAAGGACUACUACCGUGUGACGCAUCCAGGAGAGAGCCCCAUCUUCUGGUACGCCCCGGAGUCCAUCACUGAAUCCCUGUUCUCUCACAAGUCAGACGUGUGGAGUUUCGGGAUCGUUCUGUACGAGCUCUUCUCCUACUGCGAGCACAAUCAAAACCCAAAGAAGAUGUGUCUGCAGCAGAUUGGCCAUGAUCUGCAGGGCCCCUCCAUCUCAAUGCACCUCGUCGAUCUCCUGAAGAACAACUGGAGGCUGCCAGCUCCCUCACAGUGUCCUCCAAAGGUGUAUGGAAUGAUGCUGAAAUGUUGGGCCUACCACACCGAGGACAGGCCUAGCUUCUCACAGCUGGGGGAACAGAUUGAAACCAGCCUCCAGGAUGACAGAGAUGGCUCAAAGGGCUGAGUAACCCCACAGAGCAGUGCUUCCUGUAGUCGGUCUUCUGGUUUUUGUGCAAGCUCGGUUCUCGGUUCUCGGUUCUCGGUUCUUAAUUAAUUGAUUGAUUGAUUGAUUGAUUGAUUGAUUGAUUGAUUUCCAUUUUCUUUUUGAGGUAUACUUUUAAAUUUGCUUUAAAGCUUUUAAAAGGUUGAGAAGAGUUCAGGUUUGGUCUCCACCUUCUCCCAAUUUAUGAGUUUCAAAAUGUCCCUUAUUCAAGUGUGGCUGCUGAAAUGUUGAAAUAAUCAGUGAUUCAGGUGUAAAAUGUAACCAAUUGGUCACCUCAGUGGGAGGACUGUUUCACACCUGGUCAUGCUCACCUGUGUGUGAUCAUCAUAGAUUGAUUACUGAUGAAGUGAUUUCAUAAACCUGUAGAGGAAAGCUUGCCUGACGUUUUGGAUUCUACAGCUGUUUGAGCAAUGCACUUGAAGUAGAGCAUUAUUGAAACCAAAGACUGAAACAAAACAAGCAAUUAAAGGAUUUAAUUAGCACCAGUGGUUACCAGUUCAGAUGGAAUGAAAAACAGAGGACGCAGGGUCUCCCAGGAAGAGGGCUGGAAACUAUUGCUAUAAAGAUCUCAAACAAAAACUUUUUUUAUGCAGUAUUGUGUCAAGCAUUUGUUAUGUAAAUGGUUAUUUUGUGUGUUGUUUUUUUUUUACAAUUUAUAUGAAGUCACCUUUCUUUAUAGCGUCUGUUAGGUUUCCUUUCAUUUUACAUAGGCUCAACACAAUCAUGGUAAAAUUAGCCAUGUGCUUUUGAAAAUAUGGUCAUAUCAAAGAAGUAUGGCACAAUGCCGUCAACCUAGUGCUUUACAUCGUAACUAUAUCGUGAGAGAGUUUUGACAAUUCUUUUGAUGUGUGAAAAAUUCAGAGAUGUUCAAUGACACAACAUGCAACAGCAUCCAUAGUGCACCAGUCUGCUCACCACACACAGGCACUCAGUGGGGAGGAGAGCAGAGGGAUGAAGCCAGUUCAGAGAUGGGGAUUACUAGGAUUACUACAAUGGAUUUGUGUGGCAAACACAGUGUUAGAAACCAAUUAUGACAGUUAUUAGCUUAGCUAAGAGAACAAAUUCUUCAUUUAUGGCGUGUACAUUAUCGAAGCAGAAGGUGUUAAACAUUUUUGUCAAAUGUCGUUAUACUGUGUAGUUGGCUACUUUUGCAGAGCAAAUACCAAAUGUUCUUGGUGGGUUCUUGCAUUGCAGAAUGGAAAGCACACAUUUCUUUUUAAAUGCUGUUUCUGAAGAGAUAUGAGGAGGGAACCAUGCUUUAUCCAUGGGCAAAACUGCCAAAAGGCCUCACUCUCAAAAAGUAAAAAUACAAGAUAUCUGCCUGUCACUGCUGUUCAGUGAUUAGGGCAGAUCCUGAUGAAUGCAAUAGAGCUUAUUAUGGUUAGAACAUUUCACUGAAAUCAACCAUGAACGAUUUUGAGCAAUGGCAGAGACCUCUGACAAAGAAUGUGAUACAGAAUGCACAUCCCAAGCAAAGGUGUAACAGUUCGUGUUGAGUGAUUUGAAAAGGCAAACUGGAACAUAAUGGUUAGCAUUCUCAUUCAUCAUUCUGUGUUCUUCUAUUAAAUGAAAUGCAUGUAACUUUUAAAAAGAAUGAGGGAUUCUCAGGAGAAUGAUUGUUAGGCAAGGAGAAAAGAUUAUAGAGCAUACAUAUUUUUAUAAUAAAAAGGCUUUUCAAUAA